Molecule: messenger RNA, 532 nt
Organism: Ctenocephalides felis (cat flea)
Lineage: Eukaryota; Metazoa; Arthropoda; Insecta; Siphonaptera; Pulicidae
Product: putative ferric-chelate reductase 1 homolog
Molecular function (GO): oxidoreductase activity, acting on metal ions
Source: RefSeq, a predicted model, not a curated record
CAAUUCAAGAACCGAUAUUGGAUGUAUAAAAGUGUAGUGUGGAAAAAAAUUGUUUUUCAAAGUGUAUGGGACGGAUUUGCUUGGAAUUAUUUGGAUAAUAAGGUUGAUUACCAUCCCCAACCAUGAAGCCCCUCAUAGCCUGUCUUCUACUUUUCUUGGUCAUCCAAAGGGCUCUGCCCUUACCUCAGGGUGCUCCUGAGUCAGUUUGUGAUACAAUGAUGCCCUUCCAUGGUGGAGGAAUUUCUGCACAGAAUUCUCAAGCACCCUUUCAAAUAUUUUUGGAUUCUACGAGAACCGAAAAUGGACAACCUCUCAGGCUGGUUUUGGGAAGCUCGCAGGGAGUUUCUUUUAAGGGAUUCAUGAUUCAUGCCAGGAGAGUAAUGCCCCCUUACGAUGUUGUGGGUACUUUUACCCCAGCUGGCGACGACACUUAUAAACUGAUCGACUGUGCAACCCCAGGGUCGACGGCCACGCAUACCUCGACGGUCAAGAAGCAAGAUCUUCAGCUAGAGUGGACGGCACCGGACAAUUU